CUUCGCGAGAGUUAGCGUCGAGGGUAGAUUUACGCGAGGCGUGUAAUUACGCGGAAAACUUUACGCGACGCGUGAAGUGUUGUGCUGUGGACGCUGCUUUAUUUUUUACUGUAUUAACAGUGAAACCUUGAUGGUGCAUUAAUUUGUGGCGGCGUACCAGAUGCGGUCUCCGGCGUGACUUCGUCUCCUCACUAUGCACCAAUGUUCGAUCUUCAUACUAACACUCCUAUGCGUCUCAGUCAAAGAUAUAUCUGGCAGCUGGGAAGAAUGGUGGACGUACGAUGGAAUAUCAGGUCCUGGAUUCUGGGGUCUCAUCAACCCACAGUGGAGCAUGUGCAACAAAGGCAGACGACAGAGUCCCGUCAAUGUGGAACCAGAGAAACUAUUAUUCGACCCUUGGUUGAGGGACAUACAGUUUGAUAAACAUAAGGUCAGCGGGGUACUUCAAAACACUGGACAGUCCUUGGUCUUCAGAGUGGAGAAGGACUCCAAACAUCAAGUUAACAUAAGCGGAGGACCUCUCUCCUACAGAUAUCAAUUCGAAGAAAUAUACUUUCAUUAUGGGAUGGAAGACAAUCGGGGCUCAGAGCAUCAAAUCGACCACCACACGUUUCCUGGAGAGAUCCAGUUAUAUGGGUUCAACAAGGAACUUUAUCACAACAUGUCUGAGGCGCAACACAAGUCACAAGGCGUUGUCGGGAUCUCACUUAUGGUCCAAAUCGGUGAACCCACGAAUAAGGAGUUAAGAAUUAUAACUAAUGCAUUUCCUAAAGUUACUUAUAGAGGCAAUUCGUACCCGAUCAAGCAUCUACCUCUGAGUUCACUUCUGCCCAACACUCAACAGUACCUCACCUAUGAAGGGUCCACUACACAUCCUGGCUGUUGGGAGACAGCUGUCUGGAUCAUCUUUAACAAGCCCAUUUAUAUUUCUAAACAAGAGAUGUAUCAAUUACGGAGGCUAAUGCAAGGGUCCCAGCUGACCCCAAAAGCGCCGUUAGGCAAUAACGCAAGACCAGUGCAGCCUCUACAUCACCGUACGGUUAGAACGAACAUCAACUUUAACAAGCAAGGAGUUCAGGUUUCAAGCAAUUGUCCUGAUAUGUAUCGAAACAUGCAUUAUACAGCUACUCAAUGGCCGAGAGAUCACAGUGUAAGAUACCGUAGUGCUGAAGAUUUAGCGAUGCUAUCACCGAAUUAAAUAAUUUAUAUUAUAAAAUGUGUACAAAUUACAAAAGAAAAAACUUUAUGUCAAAUAGUAUUUAUUUAAUCAAGAAAUAAUAAUAAUAACAAUUUAAUAAUGUGACCAUUUGUCAUUAUGCAAUGAUAUUUUAUUAAUAAAAUGUCAUUUAUUAUAACAUCAUAGUCAGCUUAAUGCGUUUAAAUGACAAAUGGCUAAAUGUACGCCUAAUAAUAAAUAGAUUGACGAAUUAUUAAAUAAAAUAAUGUAGAAAUUAUUCACUGUAAAUUGUAGAUUAUAAAAUGCUGUCAAUACAAAUUGAAUAUAAUAUUUACAUACAAGAGAAAAAAGGCUUCAGUGAUGUAAAUUAAAACAUGAAAAAGAAGUAAAACGUAUAUGAAUAUCUACAUAAAUACUGUCAAAGCUCAAACUGAUAAAUUCUAAUAUUUUCCAGUAAAAUGGUAAAAAGUCCGAGCUCGUCUACUCAGAUUUUAAUCGCCGUAUAUGUCCACAAUAA
Galleria mellonella (greater wax moth) is the source of this 1694-nucleotide messenger RNA. RefSeq names its product carbonic anhydrase-related protein 10 (gene CARPA). Gene Ontology annotation, molecular function: zinc ion binding; carbonate dehydratase activity. Bases 194 to 1198 code for a protein of 334 amino acids. The transcript has 11 exons. Lineage: Eukaryota; Metazoa; Arthropoda; Insecta; Lepidoptera; Pyralidae. The record is from RefSeq and is a predicted model, not a curated record.